Molecule: messenger RNA, 366 nt
Organism: Amphimedon queenslandica
Lineage: Eukaryota; Metazoa; Porifera; Demospongiae; Haplosclerida; Niphatidae
Product: mediator of RNA polymerase II transcription subunit 17-like
Exons: 3
Source: RefSeq, a predicted model, not a curated record
ACUUGCAGUGAAAUCCUGCAGCCGCCUAUGCAUGAUUGUACAUGUCAUCUAUGUGUACAUGUUAAUGUGGUUUUUGUUCCAGAGGUUGUUUCUCUUGAUUCUUUGUUGCCGUCUUGUUUCAUUGAGCUUCAUAAGCAACAGUUGACGUUAACUCCAUGGGAGCAGAUACUUAAAUCAGCUCAAAAUGUGCUCUUCAAUGAAGAACUGUUUGCACAGUUAGCAAAGGAAGCUUUUGAUCAGCGGUCUAGCCUUCAAGGUGAAGUGCUCACUGAUAGAAUCAAUAUACCAUUGACUACUGAGGUUUGGCUCUCUGUUUUAUUAGUGAGGGAAUAUGAUAGAGACAAGAAGAAUGAUAAGGUGGUAAUA